AUGACACACUCAAAGCUGAAAGCCCUAAAGCCAAAAACCAGGGACAGCUCAGUGCAACAAAGCAACCACAGCCAGAGCCCAGCCUCCAGACCUGCUACCAAGAUGCCAGACUCCAGGCUGCUGGCCUGCUUCCUCUGCCUUCUCACUUCCACCUCUGCCUGCUACUUUCAGAACUGUCCAAGGGGAGGCAAGCGCUCCCUGUCUGACACUGAGAUGAGACAGUGUCUCACCUGUGGUCCUAGGAGCCAAGGGCGUUGCUUUGGGCCCAGCAUCUGCUGUGGAGAUGAAUUAGGCUGCUAUAUGGGCACUGCUGAGAGCCUGAGGUGCCAGGAAGAGAGCUACCUGCCCUCUCCCUGCCAGUCUGGCCAGAAACCUUGUGGGAAUGGAGGACACUGUGCUGCUGCUGGGAUCUGCUGCAAUGCUGAGAGCUGUAUGAUGGAACCAACCUGCUGGGACGAGACUGGCAGCCAGAGGAGGGCAAAGGCCAGUGAGAAGAGCAGUUGGACCCAGCUGGAUGGGCCAGCCAGUGCCUUCCUGCUGCACCAAGUGCAGAGGGCUGGUCAGCACAUGGGGGAACUGCAGCCUCCCAAAGAGGAAACUAUCUACUGA
Molecule: messenger RNA, 609 nt
Organism: Vombatus ursinus (common wombat)
Lineage: Eukaryota; Metazoa; Chordata; Mammalia; Diprotodontia; Vombatidae
Product: vasopressin-neurophysin 2-like
Exons: 4
Coding region: 1-609 (202 amino acids)
Cellular component (GO): secretory granule; extracellular region
Molecular function (GO): neurohypophyseal hormone activity
Source: RefSeq, a predicted model, not a curated record